Menidia menidia (Atlantic silverside) is the source of this 4882-nucleotide messenger RNA. The record is from the annotation of a GenBank genome assembly. Lineage: Eukaryota; Metazoa; Chordata; Actinopteri; Atheriniformes; Atherinopsidae.
UGGAUAGUCGUUUCCGGCUGCGUCGCUGUUCGUUUGAAAAGUGUUCAGUUAGGAGCCAGUUGAGGGCAUGGCCGCCAUUGUUAAAAGGGGUGGUUGUAAAAGUUGCUAAAAGUUGAGCAAAGACAAUAACAAAUAAGACUCAUACACGAAGUUUUUUGUGUUAGUAAAGGCCUGCUCAGGCCGUUGUUUUUAAGAUCUCGGACAUGGCUCAGCGGGUGCCUGCAUCAGAUGGUGGAAGCAAGAAAACCUCUAGGAUUCGAGUGGCGGUUCGUCUGAGACCCUACAUGGUCAAAGAAGACGAAAAAGCCGAGGGGCCGUGUGUAAGAGGCAUAGACUCUCAAAACCUGGAAAUAAUCAACUGGAGAAAUGCAACAGAAACGGUCAAGUACCAUUUUGAUGUUUUCCAUGGUGAGCAAACAACGCAGAAAGAGGUUUUCCUGUCAUCGGUGAAGCCCAUUCUACCGCACAUACUGAAGGGAGAAAAUGCCAGUGUGUUUGCAUAUGGACCAACUGGAGCUGGCAAGACCCACACCAUGUUGGGAAGUGCAGAGCAGCCAGGUGUGAUCCCUCGAGCCGUUCGUGAGGUCUUUAACCUGGUCAAUGCAAAGGAUGAGGAUGAAGGCUGGGACUAUAAGAUUGGCAUGUCCUAUCUGGAAAUUUAUAAUGAGAAGGUCCUGGACCUUCUUUUGCCAAAUUCCCAAGAUUUGCCCAUCAGAGAGGACAAGGACAAGAAUAUUCUUAUCCCAGGCCUCACCCACACAACCAUUACCUCUUUCGCAGACUUUGAUAAGCAUUUUGUUCCUGCCACCCUCAAUCGUACCACAGCUUCUACCAAACUAAACCAGCGCUCCAGUCGCAGUCACGCUAUCCUGCUGAUCAAGGUCGUGCGGACUCAGAAGACCUUACCAUUCCGACAACAGACGGGCAAACUGUACCUGGUAGAUUUGGCUGGUUCUGAGGACAAUCGUCGCACUGGCAACCAAGGAAUCCGUCUGAAAGAAAGUGGUGCCAUCAACCUGUCCCUUUUCACCCUCAGCAAAGUGGUGGACUCGCUUAACUCUGGCACAUCCAUCCGUGUGCCAUACAGAGACAGUAAACUCACACGGCUGCUGCAGGAUUCUUUGGGGGGCUCGGCACACUCCGUCAUGAUCACCAACAUUGCACCAGAGUACAAGUUUUAUUUCGACACCUUUAGUGCACUGAACUUUGCAGCCAAAUCCAAGCUCAUUGUGAACAAGCCGUUCACACGUGAAACUGUAGCCAUGCCUAUGUUGCCAGUGAAGCGAGCCAGAGAAGAGCGUGGGUCGGGGGGGCCUGGUGCUGAGCCAACCAAGAAGAAGCAGAAAGACGAGAAAAGGCCCGAACAGGAUGGUUCCUCCCCUUCAGCUCACCACCACAGUUUGUCAGAGCCAUCUGUGAUGGAAAGGCUAAUAGCUCUGGAGAAACUAAUGAUGAGUUGCCAGGACAAAGACAGACAGAGUGUGCUUAAAGAUGUGGCGCAAUCCCGCAGAGAGAUCCAGGAGCUCAAAGAGAAGCAGAGAGAGUUUGAAAACAAGGCCAUGCUUCUUAGUCAGUUGGCAGAAGGAAAGUCUAGUGAAACAGAGGAGCCUGUCUUCAGGAACAACUCGGCCCCCCUGCAGAGAAAACAGUCAAAUGCUGCGAAACCCAAGAAGCAGCAGGCUGUUGUCCAACCCCUGCAAGUGUCCCAGGUCCAGCCUCUUCAGCAGCUUGCAGUCAUCAAAAAACAGUCAGUCUGUGUCAAGAAGAGAGAGAAGAAGCUUUCAGACCUGGUCGAGCCCCCAGAUGGUAAAGAGAACUCGGAGAUUUCCUGGGAGUCCCAGCUGGAUACAUCUGUGCUGGAAGUGUCCAGACAGAAAAUCCUGCACAUUCUAAAUAGUGGCUGCCUCAAAGAGCUGAAAGGGCUUCAGCAGAUUGGUGACAAGAAGGCAAAGCUUAUUCUGGGCUGGAGGGAGAUUCAUGGUCACUUCACAAAGUUGGAAGAUCUGACGAGAGUGGAGGGAAUGACAGAAAAGAGAUUUUCCACUUUUAUGAAGCGCGUAGUCUGUUGGAUUUCACUUUUCCCUCUUCACACCCCUCCUCCCUGCCUGAUCCUCCCUGUUCUCCCGGAGUCUCCAUCCCUCCCAGCUCACUGCGCCCAGCCCGGACAACCCGCGACACCCACAGCCACAGUCAGUCACAGCCACAGCCGGAUCCGUUCUAAUGUAGAUGAAGUGUUCGCGGCAAGACACACAGGACUGGACAACAAGCAGAAGCUUCAUUUUGGUGUGACUAUGGCUGCGAACAUGAUGGAAGCUCCCACAGUGUGGCAAGAGGAGGAACAACCCUCGCUGCUGAACCAGGAGGGCUCUCUCUCCGGUCAAGCCUCCGUCCCCGUGCCAUGCCCACCGGUUACUGGUGAAGAACUCCUCGACAGCGGCGGCAGCCCGACCGGCGCGAGGUCCCCCUGCAGCAAAUCCAGAGGAGAGCUGGUUAUAGUCAUCAACGAGAAACUGAAGAACAGUAAUGGGAUCCACUCCGUGCCUGCAGAGAGCCUCUCUCCAGUCAUCUCCUCCCCACCCAGAAGACAACACUCAAUCUCCUACCCUCAUCACGGGAAGACCAGGAAGGGCAGCAGGGCGAGCUCCAUCGGUUAUACCGCCUUCUCGCCGAGGCCCUCAAUUUCUCGACACUCCAGCAUCGCCACAAACCCCCCGCUGGACCGCUCUAAGGUCAAAGACUACCUCCUGCUGUCUGUGCUGGCCUGUUUCUGCCCCGUCUGGCCCAUCAACAUAGUCGGAUUUGUCUAUUCCAUCAUGUCCAAGAACAGUCUGGAGCAGGGGAACCUGGAUGGUGCCGUGCGUCUGGGACGCGUGGCCAAGAUGCUCUCUGUGGUUUCACUAGUAGGAGGGACCAUCAUUAUCAUCGCCUGCAUUGUCAACCUGGCCAUAAAUGUGAAAACCUGAGUUUCAUCCCAGGAUGAAACUGGAUAAGGCAACAGACCGUCUGGCCCGCACCUGCACCACCAUCUUUACCACCUAUAGUCUUUACCUGGACGUGUGACAAACAUGCACCCAUGUGCAGCGCUUACUUGUAUUUCUCUAAUCUAUAUAUGAUCCCCUUUCGCUAAUGGAAGAAAAUAAAGUAUGCAAAUGCUGCAGCGCUCAGCCUGGGGUGGGGAGGGAGUGGUCCGUCUGUUGUCAUAUGGAGAUGGGAACAGGGAGACCGAUCAGACCAUUCCUUUUUCUUGCCCAUAUGUUCAGAGCGAUUAUACUGAAUGUCACUGACCCUUUGAGAACACGAUUAGCACCUGCAGAACCGGUGCACUACAAAACAGAGAAGCCUCCCAGCGUCAGCCACACGUACAAGCCCCUUCAAAAUGUCUGCCAAGUCCACCCCUCACUGCACCGGCAACAGGACGCAUCAGCUUGGCAUUAAAUCCCCUCAGAUACACACGGACAGGCUGUGGGAUUUAUGUUUCAAUGGGAGUCAAACGGCCGAAAUUCAUCCUUUUCCCUCACAGAGGAGAGACGCUUUGAACUGCUCGAUGUCCUCUUGUUUCAGACUGUCCUCUGUGACUUUCACGACUCCACGGUGCCCUACAUCUUGUGUUUAAGAGCAAGUGUACGGGUGGCGAAAGAGGAUGAAAGGAAGGCUUACCAAGGACUAGCUAUGGCUGCUGCAGUGGAAGGGAUUAUGGAAAAUCUCACAGAAGUCACUGUCAUCUCUGCAAGAAGAGAUAUGUGCCAAAUAAAUGAAUUUAGAGGGAAAGUUUCUUGCAUCGUUGAAACCCAACUCUGAUCACAGAAGAAACAAAAAUGAGGCUCCACUCCUCUGCAACUUUCCUGUAUAUAUACAGACACCACUGACCACUGUGAGCUGGGAAAGGGUUGAUUCAAAUAAACCAACUGUAGCAAAUCAUCUACAACAUCAUCUAUAUCCUACCUUUUGAUAAUGUUUGUAAAAGAUCCUUUUGAAACGUACGUUUUUUUCCUCCUGACAUGGUGCCCAUGAAGCAGCACAGGUGAAGGGAGAGCUGUGUGUACGGGCAUCUUUAUUUGGUUAACAAAUUCAAUAGCUUGUUAUUGUCGCCAGAGACGCGGCCUCAGCCUCAGAUUCCAUCCACAGGUGCUUUCAAACCACACACAAUGUGGAAUUCUACUCCCUUAUAAGAUCUUAAAAGGUUGAUGUUAUCCCAGGAGUGUCACUAACAUUUAUUUAUAUCCCUUUUCUUAUGUACACGUGAAAUGAUCUUUUGAUGGCUAAUUGACAAUAUGAUGGUUCAGGCAUGGCUCUGUGGAUAAGAACUGUUAAGUAGCACUAAAUAGUGUUAGUUUGAAGAAGUAAUUUUAAUGUAUGGUUUGUUACUCUUCUGAUACUCAUUUUUGUCUUGAACUAACCUCUAAUCUUUAUCUACCUGUGAUUCUCACUGUGAUCUUUAACUACUGGGUCAUUAAGACCAGAUGGAAGUCUUUAUUUACUGUUUCCUGGAAGUUCAAUCAUGUAUAGACACGGAUCUAGAGUGUCAUUCUCAGAGUUUCUCUAAGAAUAGAUAUCGAAAACUGGCUUUUCUUAUGAUGUAAAUUUAAUUGUAACCAAUUACUGUAUGUGUUCUGCAGACAUUAAUCUCAAUUUUGUGAUAAUUCCCUAGUUGAUAUGAUUUAGCAUUAUGUAGUCAUGAUCUAGCGUGGGCAGAGCUGCUGUCAGUCCGUCUCCUGACAGUCAUUAUAUUCUCACCGGGCUUCUAUGAUCUUUGUAGUUACAGGCAUGUUGUGAGUUUUUAUUAUUGUGUAAUAGCAGUAGUAUAAUACAAUUUAUAUAGUCAAAUGAAACAGAUUAUUAUUCUCUGCAACACAUUCAUAAUAAAGACACAAUGCAUGUGACG